CCAUCUCCAGCCAGGGAGUGUCCCCUCGAGACCCUGGAUCCAGAUGGGGACGCGGUACUACUGAUCACCGGUGCAGCUUCGGGCCGAUUCCUGGUCUCAUCAAAAAUCCUGAUUCUCGCCUCGCCCGUCUUUGCAAAACUCUUUACAUCGGGGUUCCGCGAGGGGAACCAGAUGAAGAAUUCGACUCGUCCGACCCUAACUCUACCUGAGGAUAGCCCGGGCGCGAUGAGGACGAUUCUACAAGCUCUUCAUCUCUAAGGGUCUGAAGUUGGGGAUUCUAGGAGUGCGAAGCAGCUGGCCGUCAUCGCUGUUCUUUCUGACAAGUUCGACUGCAACAGUGCUCUCCGGCCUUGGAUCUUGAACUGGCUUGGCGGGUUUUCUCAUAUGGAGACGCCAGAGGAUCAUGGCUAUCUUCUUCUCGCUACGUAUCUCUUUCAUUGCGAAGACCAUUAUGCCAUACUUUAUAUCCAGGCUCAAAUUUACUUUCCUCCCCGGUUUUCCGACAUCUGGGAGGAGGCAGACCUUCUGGAUCUGCUUCCGUCAAGUGUUUGUAACCACCACAUACACCAACAGCUACGGGCCAUCCACGAACAACUUCAAGAGGGCGAGGUAGUGCUUGCUAGUUGUCGGAGAUCCUUCACACUGAAUAACAACUUAUGCACACGGUGCGAUAGCACUUACCCGGCGGGUAAGAUGUUUUGAACCAAUUGCCCUGCCGAACGGUUGGAGAGA
Molecule: messenger RNA, 732 nt
Organism: Aspergillus brunneoviolaceus CBS 621.78
Lineage: Eukaryota; Fungi; Ascomycota; Eurotiomycetes; Eurotiales; Aspergillaceae
Exons: 2
Coding region: 385-702 (105 amino acids)
Source: RefSeq, a predicted model, not a curated record